GCACAUGGUUGCAUUAGGGUGACUUAUUGGAAAUUUAACUAUUUACCCGCUUAUAUAACUCGAAAUUUAAUAGACAUUUUGAAAGUGCAAAAUUGUAUGGUGUGUAGUUUGAAAUGGGAAACGUAUCUGCCUCCUCGACACCCCUGGGAGGACUCGCCCCUCCCCCUCCUGUCUUGCCUCCACAGCCACCGACACAAGUUCCUUUCGACAACAAUCCAGGGACGUUUGAAGAAAUACACCGAAGAUGCAAGGAUAUUUUUCCCCAGAUUUUCGAAGGAGGCAAACUUGUCAUUUCUAAGGGCCUCAGCAGUAAUUUUCAAGUCAGUCACACGCUCGCUUUGAGUACCUGUCAACCAUCAGGAUACAGAUUUGGUAGCACCUACAUUGGCAGCAAACAGCUCAGUCCACAAGAGUCUUACCCAGUUAUAUUGGGUGAUAUUGAUGCUAGUGGAGACCUGAAUGCACAAGUGAUUCACGCCUUUACGGAGCGAAUACGCAGCAAGGGCGUGGUUCAGAUACAGAAUAAUAAAUGUGCUGUUACUCAAGUCACAACCGAUUACAAGGGAGACGAUUACACGGCGUCUGUGACCCUAGGAAACAUUGAUCCGAUACACGAAUCUGGUAUAGUUGUCAGUCAGUAUUUGCAGCGAGUUACGAGAAGACUCGAUCUCGGUGCCGAGCUACAUUAUCAAUAUGGAAAUCAGGUUCCUGGGGGACAGAUUGCGUUCAUGUCAUUCGCUGGGAAACUUUCUAGUGACAACUGGCAGUUCAGUGGGAAUGUCAGUCCAACAGCAGGCAACUUUCAUGGGUGCUAUGUACAUAAAAUUAGUGAACAUUUGCAAUUGGGUGCAGAGCUAGAGACAAGUUUACGGAUGGGUGAUAGCACAGCUACUGUUGGGUAUCAAAUCGAAAUUCCAAACGCAAAUGUAACUUUUAAGGGGCAAGUUGACAGCAAUUAUUGUGUGGGAGCUGUAAUGGAAAAAAAAAUAACUCCUUUUCCGUUUACCUUCGCAUUUAGUGGCUAUUUGAAUCAUGUUAAGGGUACUUCACGAUUCGGACUGGGACUCGUUGUGGGAUAGUGUUGAAUAUUUUUAUAGUUGUAUUUCAUGAAAUUUAUUGAUGUAUUGAAGAUUAGUGAAGAACAAAUGGUCAGACGCUUCAAAAUGGCUGCUGAAUUAGAAUUAUAGUUGCAAUGCUGAAAAAUUAGCAGGAAUUGCCAGGCUCUAGAAUGACCCUGCUGUAAGAACCAAGACAUUGUUGCAUUUAUAAAGAGAAGAGUUGAGGAGUGGAUAUAGUGUGUUGAUUGAUGGAUGACAUGUUCAAGCUUGCAGCAAAUAAGUGGUCAUGGUUUUGUGUGAAGCAAAGUUAGCUGAAAUAGAUCAGUCUUGGAAAGUUAACAUGCCUGUUUUAGUAUAUAGUAAUCAUAUUACUGUGCUGUAAAAGUUAUGAACACCAACAAUAAUCUUCAAACCAUUUUUUUUUUUAUUUCAACACUCAGUUUCUGUAUGUGUGCAUGUCAUAUCAUAUAUAAUAUCACUGAUUUAUCAUUCUUCAGAAUUACUUAAAAAGUAAUAUCAAAAUAUUUCAAUUGUUUCUAAUAAAUUAUUAAAU
Lottia gigantea (owl limpet) is the source of this 1611-nucleotide messenger RNA. RefSeq lists its product as hypothetical. The coding region runs from base 114 to 1079 and encodes 321 amino acids. Gene Ontology annotation, molecular function: transmembrane protein transporter activity. The record is from RefSeq and is a predicted model, not a curated record. The transcript has 2 exons. NCBI's taxonomy places the organism in Eukaryota, Metazoa, Mollusca, Gastropoda, Lottiidae. Gene Ontology annotation, cellular component: mitochondrial outer membrane translocase complex; mitochondrial outer membrane. Gene Ontology annotation, biological process: protein import into mitochondrial matrix.